GAAAUCAGUUUGAUGUACUCCGUAGCAACAUAACCUCAAUUCGUUUAAGCACAUUUUGUUCGCGCAAUUAUUUGGGAAACUCGUAAAAAUUACCGAAAAUAAAAUGGCUUUAAUCGCCAAAAGUGACGACUUUAUCAUUAUAACUGCUCAACGAAGUAUUUUCGUAUGGAAUACGAAAAAUCAGACACAUUCAUUGACUGAGGUGCCAAAAAUUCCACGGAAAAAUGUCGACACCAGUGGAUUUGCUAACGUGAAAAACGGUAAACAAGAGAAAAACGAAAACAAAGACGAAGAGAAUGCGGAAGAAGAGCAAGGAAAUGUGGAAUUCGGAAACAUAAAUCGCUUGGAUAUUUCACCGUCCAAACAAUUAGUGGCGGUCACAACAGUGGGCGAUAAAUUUCUGUUUCUCUAUCAAUUAAACGACGGAACGUUGAAUCUACUGCAAAACGUACAAUUGACCAGAGCAACUAGUAUCGUGCGAUUCACACCAGAUUCAAAGCAUCUCCUGAUUGCUGAUAAAACCGGCGACUGCUCAAUUCUCGAUUGUCAGAAUCAGUCGGACAACGAACCCAAAUGGAUUUUGGGCCAUCUCAGCAUUGUUUUGGAUGCGCUGAUGACCAAAGAUUUGAAAUAUGUAAUCAGCAGCGAUCGAGACGAGAAAAUUCGUGUGACAAAUUACCCGUUGACCGAAGUGAUUGAAUCAUACUGUUUGGGACACACGGAAUUUGUAUCAGCCAUUGAAGAAUUGAAAACCGAAACGAACGAGAAUGUUUUGGCUUCAAUAUCUGGCGAUAGAACUUUACGGUUAUGGAACUAUGUGGAUGGAAAGGAGCUUUUCCAACUAGAAUUACCAGCACCAGGAUUGCGUCUCGCUAAAAAUGACCAGAAUGAAUUGACUGUGGUGUUGUUCGAAGAGAAUUUCUCAAUUGGUAUUUAUGAGCUAAAAUCAAAUGAAAAUAAACCAGAAGUACGUGCUUUGGGUGAACAUAUACUUGACGAGAAUGUAAAAUACGUUGGUUCAAUUGUUUAUGAAUCGAACGAUUCGAUUUGGUAUACGGGACUUGAUGAAAACAGCGAAGUAAUUUUGAGGCGAUUAGAAAUUACACGGUCAAAUGAUCUAGUCCAAAUUGCUGAGACGAAUUUAGAUAAUGUACUGAACAUUCUCAAGGAUAAUUUACCAUCGACAAAACUUCAACCAUGCGAAGACGUAGCUCAGCUGUUCAAAACCCGUGUCGACAACACGGCUGACUAUCAUGAGCGCAAAAAGAGACGCAUCGAAUUGCUCCAUGAAAAAAGAUACAGCAAAUCUUAUGUUAAAAAUUAACUGAAACUCAUCUUUAUUUGGCUUUUAUUCAAAAUUAAAUUUUUUGUGGAAAAAAUGAAGUUUAAUAAUAAAUGUUAUAUUUUCUUAUAAAAGGAA
Sitodiplosis mosellana (orange wheat blossom midge) is the source of this 1420-nucleotide messenger RNA. It is a transcript of the gene wuho, whose product is annotated as tRNA (guanine-N(7)-)-methyltransferase non-catalytic subunit wuho. Gene Ontology annotation, cellular component: tRNA methyltransferase complex; nucleus; cytosol. Gene Ontology annotation, molecular function: protein binding; tRNA (guanine(46)-N7)-methyltransferase activity. The coding region runs from base 104 to 1324 and encodes 406 amino acids. The transcript has 2 exons. The record is from RefSeq and is a predicted model, not a curated record. NCBI's taxonomy places the organism in Eukaryota, Metazoa, Arthropoda, Insecta, Diptera, Cecidomyiidae. Gene Ontology annotation, biological process: RNA (guanine-N7)-methylation.